Molecule: messenger RNA, 1770 nt
Organism: Strongyloides ratti
Lineage: Eukaryota; Metazoa; Nematoda; Chromadorea; Rhabditida; Strongyloididae
Exons: 14
Coding region: 1-1770 (589 amino acids)
Source: RefSeq, a predicted model, not a curated record
AUGGACUGGGACUCCAAUCAAGGCAGAACUUCAACCUCUCUGGAUGCUGUGAAUGGAAUGGGAUUCUGUGGAAAGAAAGGAACUGCAACAAAGAACACUUCAACUUUCUGGAUGCUGUGGAUGGACUGGGACUCCAAUCAAGGCAGAACUUCAACCUCUCUGGAUGCUGUGGAUGGAAUGGGAUUCUGUGGAAAGAAAGGAACUGCAACAAAGAACACUUCAACAUUCUGGAUGCUGUGGAUGGACUGGGACUCCAAUCAAGGCAGAACUUCAACCUCUCUGGAUGCUGUGGAUGGAAUGGGAUUCUGUGGAAAGAAAGGAACUGCAACAAAGAACACUUCAACUUUCUGGAUGCUGUGGAUGGACUGGGACUCCAAUCAAGGCAGAACCUCAACCUCUCUGGAUGCUGUGGAUGGAAUGGGAUUCUGUGGAAAGAAAGGAACUGCAACAAAGAACACUUCAACCUUCUCGAUGCUGUGGAUGGAAUUGGAGUCCAAUCAAGGCAGAACUUCAACCUCUCUGGAUGCUGUGGAUGAAUGGAACUCUGUGGAAAGAAAGGAACUGCAACAAAGAACAUUUCAACCUCUCUGGAUGCUGUGGAUGGACUGGGACUCCAAUCAAGGCAGAACCUCAACCUCUCUGGAUGCUGUGGAUGGAAUGGGAUUCUGUGGAAAGAAAGGAACUGCAACAAAGAACACUUCAACCUUCUGGAUGCUGUGGAUGGAAUUGGAGUCCAAUCAAGGCAGAACCUCAACCUCUCUGGAUGCUGUGGAUGGAUGGAACUCUGUGGAAAGAAAGGAACUGCAACAAAGAACACUUCAACAUUCUGGAUGCUGUGGAUGGACUGGGACUCCAAUCAAGGCAGAACUUCAACCUCUCUGGAUGCUGUGGAUGGAAUGGGAUUCUGUGAAAAGAAAGGAACUGCAACAAAGAACACUUCAACUUUCUGGAUGCUGUGGAUGGACUGGGACUCCAAUCAAGGCAGAACUUCAACUUUCUGGAUGCUGUGGAUGGACUGGGACUCCAAUCAAGGCAGAACUUCAACCUCUCUGGAUGCUGUGGAUGGAAUGGGAUUCUGUGGAAAGAAAGGAACUGCAACAAAGAACACUUCAACUUUCUGGAUGCUGUGGAUGGAAUGGGAUUCUGUGGAAAGAAAGGAACUGCAACAAAGAACACUUCAACCUCUCUGGAUGCUGUGGAUGGACUGGGACUCUGUGGAUGGAAUGGGACUCUGUGGAUGGAAUGGGACUCUGUGGAAAGAAAGGAACUCCAACAAAGAAAACUCCAAUCAGAACUUCCUUCAACCUCUCCGGAUGCUGUGGAAAGAAUGGGACUCCAAUCAAGGCAGAACUUCAACCUCUCUGGAUGCUAAAACUCCUAUCAGAACUUCCUUCAACCUCUUUGGAUGCUGUGGAAAGAAUCGGACUCCAAUCAAGGCAGAACUUCAACCUCUCUGGAUGCUGUGGAAAGAAAGGAACUUCAACAAAGAAAACUCCAAUCAAGGCAGAACUUCAACCUCUCCGGAUGCUGUGGAAAGAAUGGAACUCUAAUCAAGCAGAACUUCAACCUCUCUGGAUGCUGUGGAAGGAAUGGGACUCCAAUCAAGGCAGAACUUCAACCUCUCUGGAUGCUGUGGAAGGACUGGGACUCCAAUCAAGGCAGAACUUCAACAUCUCUGGAUGCUGUGGAAGGACUGGGACUCCAAUCAAGGCAGAACUUCCUUCAACCUCUCUGGAUGCUGUGGAAAGAAAAAAACUUCAACAAAGAUAA